Messenger RNA from Onychomys torridus (southern grasshopper mouse), 7661 nucleotides. It is a transcript of the gene Amot, whose product is annotated as angiomotin. Gene Ontology annotation, biological process: actin cytoskeleton organization; establishment of cell polarity involved in ameboidal cell migration; hippo signaling. The transcript is spliced from 14 exons. The record is from RefSeq and is a predicted model, not a curated record. Lineage: Eukaryota; Metazoa; Chordata; Mammalia; Rodentia; Cricetidae. Gene Ontology annotation, cellular component: bicellular tight junction; lamellipodium; plasma membrane. Gene Ontology annotation, molecular function: signaling receptor activity. The coding region runs from base 723 to 4001 and encodes 1092 amino acids.
ACCGCCAGAAGAAAAGGCACCCGUUCCUCCCCUCUUCUACCUCCCAUCCUUUGCUCAGGAGCUGCCUUCAUCGCAGUCACGCCCCUUCCUUCCGAGGAGCGAGCGUUCUGGCUGCGUUUGCUGGUAGACCCCUGAAUUACUCCUCCGUCUCCGUUCUCUUUCGUCUCUUCUCUUAGUUCUCGCUGCCUUCCCCCCCCCUUACCACCACCUCCAGCCUUUCUCGCCUACCACUAUCCGCUGCUCCACCCUCCGGCCCGGUAUCCUGCCUGCCUGUCCACUGCGACCAAGGAGAGACCCGAAGGAGCAGCGAGGUGCGGAGUAGCCGGGACCUGGGGCUUCCUCCCUACCCAUCCCCGGCCUCUGGCCCGGGACCGAAACCCGCUUGAGCCAGCAGAGAGAGUCGUCACCUUGUCUUCAUUGCCUUCAGGGCUACUGAAAAGGCUAACAGAAGUGAAAGAAAGAACCGUUGACUCUUUAGAAAGAAGGCUGAGAAACUAAAGGUAAUCAUAAUAGUGACCAGUGGUUGGACACUUGCCGGCGCUUACCCUGCACCUGAGUGUUAGGGGAGAGGGAAUCUGCUGCUGCGGUUUCUGGAGCUGCUCAUAAGCAAGAGUUCCCUAUCCUGAUCAAGGCUUUAAGCCUAAAAGAAAGCAGAAAUAGGUCAAGGGCAGCCCAAGUGCCCCAUUUCUCUCUCUCUUCACAAAGCACCGCCAGCUCUAGAGAUGAGAAAUUCUGAAGAGCAACCAAGUGGAGGAACGACGGUAUUGCAACGCCUGCUUCAAGAGCAGCUUCGCUAUGGCAAUCCCAGUGAGAAUCGUAAUCUGCUUGCCAUACACCAGCAAGCCACAGGGAAUAGCCCUCCAUUCUCUACUGGCAGUGGGAACCCAGUCCCUCAGAGUGAUGUGUUGAGUCCCCAGGAUCACCACCAGCAGCUUGUGGCACACCCUGCUCGGCAAGAACCCCAGGGCCAGGAAAUCCAGUCAGAAAACGUCAACAUGGAGAAGCAGCUGUCCCCUCGAAUGCAGAAUAAUGAGGAACUCCCAACCUAUGAAGAAGCCAAGGUCCAGUCCCAAUACUUCAGGGGCCAACAGCAUGCUAGUGUUGGGGCUGCUUUCUAUGUCACAGGAGUCACUAACCAGAAGAUGAGAACCGAGGGACGCCCAUCAGUUCAGCGACUCAAUCCUGGGAAGAUGCACCAAGAUGAAGGACUUAGAGAUCUUAAGCAAGGGCAUGUCCGAUCCCUGAGUGAAAGACUAAUGCAGAUGUCACUGGCCACCAGUGGAGUUAAAGCCCACCCACCUGUUACCAGUGCUCCCCUCUCCCCGCCACAACCCAGUGACCUCUACAAGAAUCCUACCAGUUCCAGUGAAUUCUACAAAGCUCAAGGGCCACCUCCCAACCAACAUAGUCUGAAGGGCAUGGAACACCGAGGCCCCCCACCAGAAUAUCCUUUCAAGGGCAUGCCAUCCCAGUCUGUAGUGUGCAAGCCCCAAGAGCCAGGGCACUUCUAUAGUGAGCAUCGCCUGAACCAGCCAGGGAGAACAGAGGGGCAACUGAUGAGAUAUCAGCACCCCCCUGAGUAUGGGGCAGCCAGGACAACACAGGACAUCUCGCUGUCUUUGUCAGCAAGGAACUCUCAGCCUCACAGCCCAACAUCUUCCUUGACAUCCGGCGGUCCCUUGCUGCAGUCUCCACAAUCUACUAGAUUGUCUCCUGCUCAACACGCCUUGGUCUCAAACCAAGGGGAACACUCUACUCACCUGCCGAGGCAGCAGCAGCAGCAACAUUUUCAUUCCAAUCCGAGCCACCGGCUCUCCCAGCCUGCCCUGCCUCCUCCAGCACCACAGCAGCAGCCAGGAGACGCCUACCCAGCCAUGCCUCGGGCUCAGCAGUCUGCUUCUUAUCAGCCCAUGCCAGCUGACCCUUUUGCUAUCGUCUCUAGAGCCCAGCAGAUGGUUGAGAUCCUCUCUGAUGAGAAUCGGAACCUGCGCCAUGAGUUGGAUGGAUGUUAUGAGAAAGUGGCAAGACUACAGAAGGUGGAGACAGAAAUCCAGCGAGUCUCAGAGGCAUAUGAGAAUUUGGUGAAGUCAUCUUCCAAAAGAGAGGCUCUGGAGAAAGCCAUGAGGAACAAGCUGGAGGGUGAGAUUCGAAGGAUGCACGACUUCAACAGAGAUCUGAGAGAACGUCUUGAGUCUGCCAACAAGCAGCUGGCAGAAAAGGAGUACGAGGGGUCAGAGGACACCAAGAAAACCAUCUCUCAGCUCUUUGCCAAAAAUAAAGAAAGCCAGCGGGAGAAGGAGAAGCUAGAAGCAGAGCUGGCUACUGCUCGUUCUACCAAUGAAGACCAAAGGAGACACAUUGAAAUCCGAGAUCAGGCAUUGAGCAAUGCCCAGGCAAAGGUGGUGAAGCUGGAAGAGGAGCUGAAGAAGAAGCAAGUGUAUGUCGAUAAGGUGGAGAAGAUGCAGCAGGCCCUAGUGCAGCUCCAGGCAGCCUGUGAGAAACGCGAGCAGCUGGAGCACCGACUGCGGACACGUUUGGAGAGGGAACUGGAAUCCCUUAGAAUCCAGCAGCGCCAGGGCAACUCUCAGCCCGCCAAUGCUUCAGAAUACAAUGCUGCUACACUGACGGAGCUCCUUCGGGAAAAGGAGGAGAGAAUUCUGGCCCUGGAAGCAGAUAUGACAAAGUGGGAGCAGAAGUAUUUAGAAGAGAAUGUGAUGAGACAUUUUGCUCUGGAUGCUGCUGCAACUGUGGCUGCACAGAGAGACACAACAGUCAUUAGCCACUCUCCUAACACCAGCUAUGACACAGCCUUAGAGGCCCGCAUCCAGAAGGAAGAGGAAGAAAUCCUGAUGGCCAACAAGCGUUGCUUGGACAUGGAAGGAAGAAUUAAGACCCUCCAUGCCCAGAUUAUUGAAAAGGAUGCCAUGAUCAAAGUGCUGCAGCAACGCUCCAGAAAGGAGCCAAGCAAGACAGAGCAGCUGUCAUCCAUGAGGCCAGCCAAGUCUCUGAUGUCCAUUUCCAAUGCUGGCUCAGGCUUGCUUGCCCACUCGUCUACCCUGACUGGUACCCCCAUAAUGGAGGAGAAGCGAGAUGACAAAAGCUGGAAGGGGAGCCUAGGCAUUCUUCUGGGUGGAGACUACCGUGCUGAGUCUGUCCCAUCCACACCUUCACCUGUGCCUCCAUCUACUCCCCUUCUCUCAGCUCACUCGAAGACAGGCAGUCGAGACUGCAGCACCCAAACCGAACGUGGAUCGGAAUCAUCCAAAACCGCAGCUGUCACUCCCAUCUCUGUUCCAGUGGCUGUUCCAGUUGCUGCUGCUGCCACUGCUGCUGCCAUCACUGCAACUGCUGCCACCAACACUGCCCCAGCUGCCACCAACACCACUAUCAUGGUAGCUGCUGCUCCAGUUGCUGUUGCUGCUGCUGCUGCUCCAGCUGCUACUGCUGUCGCCAAUGCCCCAUCUCCAGCAAAUGCUGCUGCUCUUGCUGCUGCUGUCUCUCCAGCAAAUGCUGUCUCUCCAGCAAAUGCUGUCUCUUCAGCUGCGGCUGUUCAGAUUCCAGCUGCUUCAUCUCUUACUUCUGCUACUGUUUCUCCCACUCCUGCUGCUGCUGUUGCUGCUGCUGCUGCUGCUUCUGCUUCUGCCGCCACUACUGCUGUUCAGGCUGCUCCAGCUGCUUCGGCUCCGGUUCCAGCUCCAGCCCCGAUUCCGGCUCCAGCAAUGGCUCAGGCUUCUGCUCCGACUCCGACUCAAGCAUCAACUCCAGCUCCGAAUGCAGUUCCUACUCCAUCUCCGACUCCAACUCCUGCUUUGGUUCAGGCUGAGGGUUCUGCAAGUCCAGGUACCAGUUCUGGACCACUCCGUUUGUCCACACCAAAUCUGAUGUGCAACCCAGACAAGCCAGAUGGUCCUGUUUUCCAUUCCAGUACUCUGGAAAGAAAAGCACCCAUUCAGAUCCUGGGUCAAGAGCCUGAUGCAGAGAUGGUGGAAUAUCUCAUCUAAACAGCAUAAUCAAGAGCUGAAGUUAUCAGCAAGAGUUCUUUUAAUCAUUUUUCCCUUUUGUUUGUUUAAUCUGGGGCGAUGAUGGGGUUGGGAGGUGGGGAUGAUUUUUUAAAGGGACUUUUUAUUGGACUAUUGCAGUACUUAAUUAAUACCAUGAGAAUUCCAGUCUAUUUUAUAGGGAGUACCUCGAAAGGAUAGGUUAAGCAGGAUGGGCUCUAAAGCUUAUUGUUGGGAUUGAUACAAAUCAUGGACUAUCAACAGGUAGUAAUGUCCGUUGAUUUGAUUUGUUUUGAAAUUUCCCAAUUUGAGGUCAUUUUUUUUUUCAUUGAAGAAUACAGUAUGUGUGGAAGGCAGUUUGUAACACGUAGUUCAGAAGUGGAAAUUCAGAGAGAAUUUGAAGACUUGCUGCUUUGUCUAGUGACUGCCUAGACAACAGCCAUAGAGAGUUCUUACUUUGAACUGAGAAAAGAAAAACAUUUAGGAGCUUUGGAAGCUGGAGAAAAGGAAGAGUAUUGGGGUUAAGAAGGGUACUGGAACCAAUUCUCUCUCCUAGUUGCCAGUUACCUGCUCCCUCAUGUUGAUGGUAUUUAUCUCCAUUUCAAUGGUGCUUUGGAAGUGGAUUCUUCUAGUUCCCUCCUGGAGGUUCAUACAUUCAUAUAUAUACUCUGGAAUAAUUUAUGCAUUUGGAUAAUUAAUAUAUUGCUUUCAGAUCGUAGGAGAGUAAAUAAACAGUGAUGCAUGAAUUCCUCUCUCCUAGGGCGUUAGAUGUUAGAAGCCUUAAUGGAGGGCUUCAUGAGAUGCUGCAUGUGGGCUUUAGUGGUCGGGGUAUAGUCAUGAACAUGGCUCAGUCACCUUAAAUUAGACCAGUUGACUGACUUAGCCUGUAUUUCUUCCCCAAUGCAGAUUCAGUGGCUGGUUCACCAGUCUUUGUUUGCCAACAAUUUGCAAAAUGAGGAAACAUCUUUUUGACAGGUUGAAUGUGUUGAAUUUCUGGGUAGUACUUUGAAAUUUUUCAUUUUUGCUUUUGCAAAUUCUUAGCAUGUGUCUUCAAAGGCAUAUGCAACCAUCAGCUCCAUGGAAAUAACGUAAGAAGUCCAAAGUACCAGGCUGCAGUCAGGAGAGAGGUUGAUUGCAGCAGUCUCCUCAACUACCUCUUCUCACUGCCAGUGACUCCAUCUUGGAAUCCCUUUGGGAAGCAGUUGAGAAUGUAUACACGGGCGGGACCAAACAGGGAGCCUUGCCAUAGGGCUGCCUCUAAAGGACACAGACGGUGUCCGUUGUCACAGGUCCUUGUCCUUAAUCUCUGCCCUUCAUUAAGGUGAUAGAACUGCAGCUAGUAUCAUUAAGAUCAGUUUUCUGGGGUCUAGGGAGGGUAAGGAGUGCAGAGGUGGGGGUUAAUAGGUAAAGGGGGAUAGAAAUUUAGUGAUAGGUUAAGUUAGAAAUCAGAUUGAUAGAUGGAAGCCUGUAUAUUAUGCCAUGGGCUUCAGUGAUGGGAAGGAACUUUAUCUAGCAAUGUAGCUCUACCUUCUCAUUUUAGUGAUGAGGAAUCUGAGACUUGGAAAAGUUUAGUGACUUUUUCAAGAUCACACAGCACAUCUAUCUGUUCUGCCAAUUACUACCCAUUUUGGGAAAUGAUUCUCUCUCUCUCUCUCUCUCUCUCUCUCUCUCUCAUAUAUAUAUAUAUGAAGAGCCUGUUUUGAAGAAAAGGCAUCUUUCUAGUCUGGGGUAUGCCUACUUUAUGAAAAUCUUAUUGGUUUGACUAGAUUGUUUGGGUUUCUGAAUUCUUGUCUCUGCUGGAGUGCCUUGUAUGGAACUGUUCUCUUCCUCACCCCAUUUAAUCAUUGAGCUACAUGAAAUGAACUCCUAAGAAAUCAACUCAACUGUUUUUCACUAUAAAAUCAGGUGUCUAGGGUCAUUUUAUGUAUUCCUCUGUGAGUAUAAGAGUGCUAUAUUUACCUGUAUUCUUGUGUAGUUCCUAAUUACCUUCCAACGGAUUUGUGUGUGUGUGUGUGUCUGUGUGUGUGUGUGUGUGUGUGUGUGUGUGUCUGUAUAAAUGAGGGAAGGCAAUACUAUAGCUUUUAACUAGUUUUUCACAUUAUUAAUAACAAAAUUAUCAUCCAGUACAUUGGUCCUCAGUUAAACAGUGAACACCAAAUAGAAAUUGAAAAGCAUUAAUAAUGCUCAUUCACAGCAAUUUUUAUUGCAAGAAAAAAAAUCCUUCAGACAGUAGAAGAAUCAGGCAGCAAGCACCAGGAGAGCUACUUUCUGUCCAAGCAAAUGAAUGUAAAUGAAAGAAACUUUUCCUGUCCCCUCCUGAUGACAGCACAUUGCUAGGAUCAGGGCUGACUCUGGGAGCCAUGAUUCUUAUUGCAUUCUGGAAAGUGACAGAUAUGAUAUGUUCCUCACUGUGUGGUAACCAUCACUGUAGAAUUAUGUGUUUGGGGAAAGAAGGAAGUCCUUGCUGAAGUACUAUUUUGAACUUUCCAGAACCUCUCUGGCCUUCCACACUAGAGGAAGUCCUGUUCAGUUUUUAGUCCCAGACAAUUUGCGAGGACAUUGUAUGUCUAAGAGAUCGAGGAAGACUAUGUUGCUGUAGUCUGUUUAUGGACCACACAGAUUCCACCUUUUGAGAAAAUUUCUACUAGCUAUCAGUUUAAAUUUUCAGUUAUAUGGGAUAAAUCUCAAAUUAGUCCCUCCCCCUCUUCACAGCUGUGUGGAUGUAACAUUUGGAGCCUCUUCCUGGAAUUCCUCCUAUCUACAGUAAAAUUUAUGCAUUUUCCUGGCACCCCAGAAGAGGAAGGGGCAUUUGUUGUCUUAACUUUUACUGUCUGGUGGUCUAUGAGGAUCUUAUAAUUCAUUUGUUACCUGCAAUGUCCCAUGUCCAGCAAAAUUGCAUUUGAUUGAACUAUACUUGAUAGAAAACUGUUAACAUAGUUGGGGAAGUAUAAUCAGCUUAAACUUCCUUUGAAAGUCACAUACUGUGACUGUUGUCUUAAUGAAGGUUUGAAUGUCAGUGUUGCUUUUGAGCUGCAGGGUGAUGGGACAGUAGAAACUUGAAACAUCUGCCAUAAUCUGUGACAGGAAAUCUAGCAAGAUCCCUGUUGUGUUGUCUUUUUACUUUUGCACUGUUGAGUGGGUCUAAUAUACUGAUUCCCAAGCUACUUUUUAUGAAGAAUCUAAAUAAUGUGGCAGCUUAAAGUAUAGAUGUAUGUGCUCGCUUAAUAAAUGCACAUGUCUGUUAGCCAUACAAUCUGUUAUCUUAAAUGCUUACUCAUACAUGGAAUGUGUUACUUAAAAUAUGUUCCUUCUUCCAGAAAAUGUUCUCAAAGGAAGGUAUUGGCUGUGGGUUCACUGUUACCAAUUGCUGCCUACCACAAUCUUUAGAAAUUCUUCUUCCAAGUGCCACCAUUGACAGCAGGACAAGGGUUUAGAAGCAUACACAUUUUCUUCUGGUAGCAAGGAUGGGUUACGAGAAACUUUCAAAUCUCCUUCUGACUGCCUUUGUUAUCAAUGGCAUGCAUUUAAUAAAUGGCUAGAUGGGGUUGGCAGAUUGUUCAAGAAGAAUUACUUUUGGUUUAAUAUAUGUGGUCUCUUACUGGUUGUGAUCCUAUUCUGUAAUCAAGAGAGCUAGAUCAAAUAAAGUUAAGCAGGUUAAAUCCA